AUGUAUAGAGAUCUCUACUGUGCUGUGCCUGGCUGGCGGAAAGAUGAUCAGCAGGCAGAGGGCAACACUAAUGUCUUGCUUAUUGAUCAGGCUGACUCUGUUUCAAGUCCAGAAGGAAAACAGGUAGAUGUUGUAGUCUUCACCAGUGUCGUUUCAGCUGAAGAAGGUGAAUAUAAACCUGUUGGAAACUUCAAGGGAUUUUUCGGAGCCGUGUUGAUGGCAAUUUCGCUGACUGUAAAGUUGACUCAUCCAAACUCAACGCCAGCUGUCAACAUUCAGCGUAAAGUCACUGGUAACCACUACUCAUCUGAGAGGACGGCCGAUGAUGCCUGUGUCCUUUCUGCCAUCUCUGUUAGUUCAAUGCUAGUAUAUGGAGCAAUUCCUUAUCAGCUGGGUUGGCUGAUUCCAUUCUUCUGUUCCCAGCUUUUUGACUUAGUUCUCAGUUGUCUGGUUGCUAGCAGUUCUCUCAUUUAUUUGCCAAGAAUCAAAGAAUAUCUGGAUCAAUUACCUGAUUUUCCCUACAAAGAUGACCUCCUGGCAUUGGACUCCAGCUGCCUGCUAUUCAUUGCUCUUGUGUUCUUUUUGGUAUUUAUCAUUUUUAAGGCUUACCUGAUUAACUGUGUUUUGAACUGCUACAAAUAUAUCAACAACAGAAACGUGCCAGAGAUUGCCGUGUACCCUGCCUUUGAAGCACUUCCACAGUAUGUUUUGUUUUGCCAACCUACUAAUGAAAUGGCAGUGAAGAUGCCUGAGAAGGAACCACCGCCUCCUUACUUACCUGCCUGAAGACGCUCUGCCUCUGUCAAUAAACCCUAUACCAGCUU
Molecule: messenger RNA, 824 nt
Organism: Ictidomys tridecemlineatus (thirteen-lined ground squirrel)
Lineage: Eukaryota; Metazoa; Chordata; Mammalia; Rodentia; Sciuridae
Source: RefSeq, a predicted model, not a curated record